AUGUUUCUUUACAGCAAAUUGGGUUUUACUAAAGUCAAGGCACCCAACAGUCAUAACCGGAAACGUUUGGCCAUUGAAUCACGACGUCAUGCUUCACCAGAUGAUUCACACAUGUUUAUUAUAAAAUUACCGCCAAAUAUGUAUUAUUACACCAAUCCUAAACCAUCUACGUCUGGCACUGCAACAGUCUCGUCAACCUCAUCGGCAACAUCUCCAAAUUCUAUUGCCUCAUCGGUGGAUAAAAAAAAUUCUUUAGUACCUCAUGUACUUAAGGAUGAUACAAGUUUAACUAAGGAUGCUAACGGAAAAAAGGUCUCAUUCCCAUUUAAUUCGAAUGGUAAACCAGGACGUAUCUAUCAUUGGAAUUUACCGGUCAUUAAAAAAAUGCUCGAAGAUAAACGUUUUCCCAACGUUGCCAAUAUCGAACCGAAUAAAGUCGAAGAAUUGAUUGAUAUAAAAAAUAUACCAACAUGGUCAAAACCAUGGGAAAAUGAUUCAAUUGAAAAAUCCUACAAUCAGGAUUCAAUGAUGAGCUAUAAAAAAUCAUUAAAACGUAAAUCACCAACAUAUUAUGCACCAGCCAGUGCGGUCAAUAAAAACAGUUUCAAUAAAUACUUUUCGGGCAAUGGCAAACCUAAAGGAUUUUAUGUCAUAAAAGAGAAUCAAAAGAAACCAUCAUACUAUAAAAAUAUUGUAGCGUAAAAAAACAAAAGAAAACGAAAAGAAGUAGUUUUUAAAAGAGUAAAGACAAAAAGUGAGAAGAUUGUCGACGAAAGCAAAAGGUAAAAUAAAACAGGUUAAAUUAAUAUUAAUAAUAUUGGACUUAUUAUAUCAUAAUCUUAAAGAAAACAAACAAAAGCCAUAUUAAUAAAAUGAUUUUUUUUUACUUUUGCAAAACAAACUAACAAACACACCAUGUAAUGUGUGGAUAAUAAUAUAUGAUAGACAUUAUAUUAAUUGCAAAAUAUACAUCCUAAAUUUUAUAACUCAAGCAUAAAGUAAAACUUUAGACUUAUCAAAAGACUAAUAAAACUAAAUACAUAAAUAAAGAACAAAUAAUUAAAAAAAAAAAACAAAACAAAUUACUUAUAUACAAAAAACAUUUUAUACUUUUAUAUAAUGUAAACUGUUGUUUAAGGAUCACUUUCACAAGAUUUGAUUUAACUAAACUUAACUGAAUGCAUAAGGCCAACAGUUUAAAAAUUAACCGAAUAGAGAAAGAAAAUUUUAUUUUUUUUUUUUGAUUUUGAUGGUGUGUUUCUACUGCCUUUCAAAUUUUACCUAAAUAUUGUGAAACCGAACCUUAACAAUUAAAUUUAAUCGAUUUACAUAAAAUUUAAUGGCUUUUUCAUAUCGAAAUGUCGAAAUUAAAAUACAUAAUAUAUAUUUUUAUAAUCGUACUAUCUCUCUCACACACUCAAAAUGGAAACAAUAAAUUUAAAUGCAUAUAAAAAUUGUAAUGGUAGUAAUUUUUAGUAAUAAUUUGUUUAGUAUUUUAAGUCAUAAAAAAAUAUUUGUAUUUGUUUAAAUGAAAAGUUUAUUAAAGAAAGUCGGUAUUAUGACAGAAACAAAUUGUGCAAUUAAAAAAAAAAUAGUAAAUAAAAUCACACCAAGCUAAAAAAAGAACUUCCAAGGAAGCGAAAAAGAAGUAGAAUCUACUCCAUAGAAAUGCUGAAAAACACCUGAAGAAGUGAUGAUUUUAACACAAGCUGGAUAUAGGAGGGCUGCCUUUUUUUAUUUGAUUCCAAAUUCACUACUUCUAAAUUCAUUCUCAAGAUGUCAUUUUUAUGUUAAUUUAUUGGAAGUGAAAUUGUAGAUACUUUUAAUAUAAAAACCCAAAUUAACAUUUUUUUUUAAAUUUUACAAAUGUAAGUAUAAAAAAUAUAUGUAGCAUUGCGAAUAAUCGUAUUAUUUUCGCUUUUUAGGAAGUCAUUCAACAUUACUUCCAAAGAAGCUAAAAAAAUUCUUUUAGUGCUACCUUUGAAGUGCUGAUAAAUUUUAUUCAUUGGAAAAUACUUCGUUUAAUUUUUGCUGGAACACAAUUAAAUUACCUUAUUCAUAUUUCGAGAUAUGACCUUCCUCUCGCGUUGAUAAUUUUCUGAUACCCAUCUUUUUACAUCACUGAACAAUUUAGACAUUAACUAAUAAUAUGAUCAGAAUGAGAGGCUUUAUCUGAAUGAGCAAAACGUCUAGAAAAUUGAUUUUCAAAAUAUACGACGUAUUUUGCAUAGAGCACUAUAUGCAUAAAGUUUUCCGGAACAACAAUGUACAGGAAAAAGAGCGCACAACAGGUCCGUAAGAGAUUUCGUCAUUUCGAAAAAAACGUCAAAUAAAGACAAAGAAAGUGUCAAAAAGGAAGAAUUUCAGAUCCUUCAUUGAUCACAUAAAAUUUGACACAACAUGAUAAUAUCCCAAAUAAUCCCAAAUUCUUAUGAACAUGUCUAUUUCCAUAUCUAAAAAAAAAUUGUGAUCAACUUUUUACGGUUAUUUCUUAAUCAAUUGUGUGCGUUUAAGCGAUUUUCGGAGGUGGACCUUAUAUCCGAAAAAAUGUCACUAAACAAUAAUGUUAUUUGUUUGUAAUCUUCAUUUAUUGUUUAUUUCCUUUCGGAAUCGAAAGUGAAAGCAAAGGUUAAUUAUGAAAGGAUCCAGGUUUUAUUUGGUAAUACGCUUUUUAUUAAUUAAUACUACCGAUAAAAUAUCAAUAUUCUAGAGGGAGUUAUUAAUAAUAAAUCCGUUUUCCAUGAUCAUCACAAUUUCAUACGAAUUAAAAAUUGCACCAAGAUUUCGCAAAGAGUAUGCAAUAAGAACAAAAGGGACGAAAAGACAUUAUCAGAGUAAAAAGCAUACAAAUUGUCUACUUUAAACCCAACGAUAUCAAACGAAAUUUUGGGGUUUUAAAUUCCAUAUAUUUUUUUUAUAUUUACUAAAAAAUUCUAUUAAUUUUAGUUAAAAUGUAGCACCCUUUCUAUGAACUAUAUAUUAAAAAGAAAAAUAUAUUGGAAUCAGUACUUACCAAUAAAAAUCAAAAGAUAA
This is a messenger RNA of Lucilia cuprina (Australian sheep blowfly), 3033 nucleotides long. RefSeq lists its product as uncharacterized. Bases 1 to 702 code for a protein of 233 amino acids. Lineage: Eukaryota; Metazoa; Arthropoda; Insecta; Diptera; Calliphoridae. The transcript is spliced from 2 exons. The record is from RefSeq and is a predicted model, not a curated record.